UUCCGGCCGCCUCCCGCGGAGGUGGCGGGCGCUGCAGCCUCAUCGCGCUCUCGGCGCCGGCGGCUUGGCCGCGGCCAUGAACUUCUCGGAGGCGUUCAAGCUCUCGGGCCUGCUCUGCAGGUUCUCUCCGGACGGCCGGUACCUGGCUUCCUGUGUCCAGUACCGGUUAGUGGUCCGGGAUGUGAAGACGCUUCAGAUCCUUCAGCUGUAUACAUGCCUGGACCAGAUCCAGCACAUAGAGUGGUCAGCAGACUCCCUUUUCAUUCUGUGUGCCAUGUACAGACGGGGUAUCGUGCAGGUCUGGUCUCUGGAGCAGCCAGAAUGGCACUGCAAAAUUGAUGAGGGCUCUGCAGGACUGAUUGCUUCCUGUUGGAGCCCAGAUGGACGCCACAUUCUGAAUACAACCGAAUUCCAUCUGCGGAUAACCGUCUGGUCCCUGUGCACUAAGUCUGUGUCUUAUAUCAAGUACCCCAAAGCCUGUCAGCAGGGAAUAACUUUCACCAGGGAUGGCCGCUACCUGGCCCUGGCAGAGAGGCGGGACUGCAGGGACUACGUGAGCAUCUUUGUGUGCAGUGACUGGCAGCUCCUUCGGCACUUUGAUACAGACACCCAGGAUCUUACAGGGAUGGAGUGGGCCCCCAACGGCUGUGUGCUGGCAGUAUGGGACACCUGCUUGGAGUACAAGGUUCUACUUUACUCCUUGGACGGCCGGCUGCUCUCAGCAUACUGUGCCUACGAGUGGUCCCUGGGCAUCAAGUCUGUGGCCUGGAGUCCCAGCAGCCAGUUCCUGGCCAUUGGGAGCUACGAUGGCAAGGUACGACUCCUCAAUCAUGUGACCUGGAAAAUGAUCACUGAGUUCGGGCAUCCUGUGGCCAUUAAUAAUCCCAAGACAGUUGUAUAUAAGGAAGCUGAGAAGCACCCACAGCUGGGGCUAGGCCGCCUGGCCUUCCCUCCACCCCGAGCAAUGGCUGGUUCCCUCUCUACCUCAGAGAGCAAAUAUGAGAUCAUCUCCGGGCCGGUUUCCUUGCGGACUCUGAAGCCGGUGGCCGACAGAGCAAACCCUCGGAUGGGCAUAGGGAUGCUGGCUUUCAGCCCCGACAGCUACUUCCUAGCAACACGGAACGACAAUAUUCCCAAUGCCGUCUGGGUCUGGGACAUUCAGAAGCUGAGGCUGUUCGUGGUACUGGAACACCUGUCCCCAGUGCGUUCCUUCCAGUGGGACCCACAGCAGUCAAGGCUGGCCGUGUGCACAGGAGGGAGCAAGGUGUACCUGUGGUCCCCGGCAGGCUGUGUGUCUGUGCAGGUGCCUGGGGAAGGUGACUUUCCAGUGCUUGGCCUGUGCUGGCAUUUGAGUGGAGACUCCUUGGCUCUCCUCAGUAAGGACCACUUCUGCCUCUGCUUCCUGGAGACCAAGGAGGGGUUUGGCUCAGCCUGUGGACAACGGGACGGCCAUGCCUAGGACCUGGGUGGAAACUGAGGUACUGGGCCCUGCUGGUGCCAACACGAGGAACAGCUGCACAGGGCUUUCCAGCUGGGGUGGGGCACUCAGGGAUCAGUUUUCUGUAGCCAGGUAUUUCUGUAAAUAUGUAUGGUAUAAAGCUGAAGAUAUUUGCUACUUUGUAGAA
Molecule: messenger RNA, 1625 nt
Organism: Nannospalax galili (Upper Galilee mountains blind mole rat)
Lineage: Eukaryota; Metazoa; Chordata; Mammalia; Rodentia; Spalacidae
Gene: Wrap73
Product: WD repeat containing, antisense to TP73
Exons: 12
Coding region: 77-1459 (460 amino acids)
Biological process (GO): microtubule anchoring at mitotic spindle pole body; mitotic sister chromatid segregation; protein localization to mitotic spindle pole body
Cellular component (GO): mitotic spindle; MWP complex; microtubule organizing center
Molecular function (GO): protein binding
Source: RefSeq, a predicted model, not a curated record